This is a messenger RNA of Aspergillus versicolor CBS 583.65, 2952 nucleotides long. RefSeq names its product DDT domain protein. NCBI's taxonomy places the organism in Eukaryota, Fungi, Ascomycota, Eurotiomycetes, Eurotiales, Aspergillaceae. The transcript is spliced from 6 exons. Bases 1 to 2952 code for a protein of 983 amino acids. The record is from RefSeq and is a predicted model, not a curated record.
AUGACAGCUCUGAGGCAUGUCUGGGUUAUUUCGGAGACAAAUGAGGUCUUCACCAAUUAUGAAUCGUACCUACAGCGCAUGGAUUUCUAUAAACAAAGGAAAUUCAUAUGUGAGAUCACGGGUCAUUCUGGAUUAAAUUUCUUCGAAGCUUUUCGGAGUGAAAUGGAGGAAUCCCGGGAAGUGAACAACUCAUUUCCCGAGGCACUGAAGGGUCCUAUUUUGCGCAGAACACAAUUCUCCACUGUAUCGCGGGUCGAUAAUCUCGUGGACGAAAUAUUCGAAGAAUUCAAGCAGGAAUUCUAUCCUGGUGAAAUGAUUCUCAUUCUACUGGACGACAAUACCCGCCUUCAUGGUGUGAUUAGGGACAAAGCCAACUUUGCAGAGCAGCUCCAUCCGGAUGGAACUGUAAAGAGGCCUGCAUAUGCGACAUAUCUCGUUAAAGUGUUGGACCGCCAAAACGAAGGCGAAGAAGCGCUUUUGGAUCAUAAUCACAUCACUCGUGAUAGGAAGACAUUUACUAAACAGAUGCUCCGGGCAUUCAUCAAAAAUAACGUGACUCGAGAAUCUUGGAAUGGUGCUCCUUGGCUUGUUAAGGCAUCGAUCGCUGAAGAAUAUAGGAUAUCGACAGAAGUGCCGAAGCACCUGCAAUACGGAGCCAGAGUCGCCGAGAAGAAAGCACAGAAGAAGGCCGACCAGGAGGGAUUCUUCGGAUUUUUCGCAUCACAGCAACUCCCGGAGCUGAAGCCAGCGGUUAAGGGUCAGAAGGUGAAACCAUCGGAUCAGGAUUUGGCGCGUUCAGAAGAGGCACAAUUUCUGGAAUAUAAACGUUCCUUGAACGGAAACCCAAGUUUUCUUGUCGGCAACAAACCUACAAAUGGAUCCCCGUUGGUUUCGAAAUCCCAGGAGCCGGAUAAGAAACUUGUCCCUAGCGUCGUGGUGAAGGCUGAACCGCCGAAAGCACCAUCCCCUCCUCCAAUUAAGUAUCCUAUUGAAGACCUCGAUAUCCCUCCGAGCCGCGAGAAAAAGAAACAGCGGCCGCCGCUCAAGCUUUUGAAAGCAAACGAACUUGAUGACCCGGACGAUGAGGAUCUUUUGCAGGAUGCCAUUCAAAUGGAAUCAGUGGGACCCCUGCUUGAAACAUGGAAUACGCUCAACGUGUAUUGCGAAGUGUUCCAGCUGGAUUCAUUCACUUUCGACGACUUUUUGCAAGCAAUGCGUUUCUCAUCAGACGAGGUUGAUUGUGAGCUCUUUGUCGAAAUCCACUGCGCCGUUUUGAAGAAACUAGUCAACGCCGAGAAGGAUAAUAACGGCGCAAUCCAAAUUUCCCUCCCAGAGCUUCCCGAAGAAGAGUCUGACGACUCAGAUGGAGAGGAAGAGGAGGACGAAGAGAACGAAGAGGAUGAGGCGGAGCGUACACCAGAACCCGCAGUGACAAGAAUGACGACAAGGGGUAGCUUGGCAAAAGCUGAGGCGGAGGGCUUGAAGGCAUUGGUGAACGGUCAGCCCGAUCCGAGCGAAGUCAAGAUUCACCGCGCUAGCGAGAUGUUUUCUGAGUACGGCUGGGUUGAUCGUCUGCGGAAACGGGAUUUCCGGAAUGGUGGUUGGGAGAUGAUUAUGAUUGGACUCCUCCACCAAUUGUCCGUUCGGCCGCGGAUGGAGGAAGUCUGCAACCAAAUACUUGAGAAUCUCGCGCCUUUAGACCAAGAACCAACGCAAGACACCGCCCGCGAGCAAUAUGCCGUUCUCGACGUUAAUCUACGAAUCCGAGCUCUUCAAAUUAUUUGCAUGCUCAGUCUGGAGACCAAAGCUAUUCGAAACUACCUGGAAGAAUGCAGCAAUCAAAUGACGGAGUUUCGAAAGGAGAAGAUUGAGUAUCAGAAAUCUCGGAAAGCAGCAUUGGAGGAACUUCGUCGACUGCACCAAGAGCGUAAAGCACUUCAACCCGAACCUGAGAAGUCGCCAAGCCCCAUACCAGAGCUGGAAGCUCCUGAAGACUCGAAGAUGGGAGGUGUGGACGGAGAUUCACAAGUUGAUUCUGAUGUAGAUGGGACCCCGCAGCGAUCUCUUCGUGGCGGCGUGGAUCGGGUUAUGGAACGGAAGCGAAAGCUAGAUGAAGAACGUGAACGAAAAGAGCAGCUUGCUAAGCAACCCAAGGGAUCAAAGCAGUACCAGCGUGUGCUGAAGAAAAUCGAGGACCAGAAGGCUGCUGUUGCUAAAUUCGAGGAGAAGAUUAUGGUCGUCGACAACGAUCUCAGAGAGGCCGAUUGCCCGCGCACAAGGUGUUUAGGGAAGGACCGCUUUUGCAACCGAUACUGGUGGUUUGAGCGCAACGCAAUGCCGUAUGAGGGAAUGCCGAACAGUUCAACCGCUGAGGCGAAAUAUGCCAACGGCCGUCUCUGGGUUCAAGGCCCGGACGAGAUGGAGCGCCUUGGGUUCAUUGACAUUCCGGAGGACCUGAAAAAGCAGUAUCAGAGACAAUUCCAUGUGUCUCCGGCAGAGCGCAAGAAGCACGAAGAAGGACCCACACGCCUUUCGCGCGCGAACGAAUGGGGUUAUUACGAUGAGGGAUUUGCUCUUGACAAACUCAUAGACUGGCUUGACUCUCGCGGUGAGCGCGAGACAAAGCUACGGAAAGAGCUCUUACUCCAUCGUCGCAACCUCAUCAAAUGUAUGGAAGCACGCCACGAGUUUCUGUCACGUACGGAGUACGACUCAGAGGAUAUGCCAACUAAACGGGUAACUACUCGAAACAAGACAUAUGUGGCCGACGACAAACACCGGUGCUUAAAUUGGCGGAACUCGACGUCUCUAGCAGAGAAUGGACACCUUCAUAUUGAUGCAUCCCGGCCGUCCAAGCGUGCGCGGAAAUCGGGUGAUGAUCCCAAGGAGACCAAGACUACAAAUCGACAAGGGAAACCCCUCACGAGGCAAGGCGGGCGAUACAAUUUUUAA